Molecule: messenger RNA, 1513 nt
Organism: Hymenoscyphus albidus
Lineage: Eukaryota; Fungi; Ascomycota; Leotiomycetes; Helotiales; Helotiaceae
Source: the annotation of a GenBank genome assembly
CGCGCAUCUCGAACAUUUAUCUCAACUCUUCAACUUCGACGUCCAUUUCAAGAAAAGCACCAGGGCGAGCCAACGCAAGGAACCCUGACAGCUUCAGAUCGCUCGCAUAUCAGAUUCGACAUAUAAUCUCUCACCCUCCAUAAAUUCCACCCCUCCACCAAGAUGGCUGAAGAACAAAAUGCAUCCGCUGGUAAGCUUUGCGCUUCACUUUUUGUUUUGAACGACAACUAACAACUUUCCAACAGCUUGGCCUGUCGCCGAUGCAGCUUUGACUCAAGAGAUUCUCGACAUUGUCCAACAAGCCUCCCAUUUCCGCCAAUUGAAGAAGGGAGCCAACGAGGCAACCAAGACCUUGAACCGUGGUAUCUCUGAAAUUAUUAUCCUCGCUGCAGACACCGCACCUCUCGCCAUUCUCCUCCACUUGCCCCUCCUUUGCGAGGAUAAGAAGUGAGUUCGUCCUAUUCCGAUUCCAGGCACUCUUAUGCCAGCUUGUUCCGCGUUUCGGAGCUGCCGAAAGCUAUCGCAAACUUUCUACUACUUCUCAGAAUUCAAGCUAACUUUGUGUUUCUAGCGUUGCAUAUGUCUAUGUGCCAUCUAAAACGUAAGGAAACUUCUCCUCCCCCGGGGCCUCAAUCAAACUUCUCCGACCUCGCGAAAUACCUCGAGCUUUCCUCCUGUAAAUAUACACCAAUACUGACUUUUGAUAUAGUGCCCUCGGAAGAGCCUGCGGCGUUAGCCGAGCCGUCAUUGCUGCCAGUAUUACCACCAACGAGGCCAGUGAUCUCAUGAACCAGAUUAGAACCUUGAAGGAUAAGGUCGAGCGACUUAUGAUCUAAAGUUCUAGGUGGAUAGAUACCCCGAGUUGUCACAUAGGCAAUGGAGUUUGGCUGCGGCCUAGAGAUUCGGACAUUGGUGUGAAGAAUACAGAAAAUGAAAAUACCAACUUGUUGCAUGGCAUCCUAUCAGUCUCUUACCGGCAUUAUUCAUCCUGAUUAUUCCACACUUGUUCUGGAUUUUUGGAAAUCAGUAUACAAACUUUGUCAUUUGAUGUAGACGUAUUCGCUCAGUUGGCUUUCGAUAUCCAUUCAGGUACGCUUGAGGGACCAGAAUCGCGUUACUCUUGUUUCUUAUUCAGAGUUUCAAGGAUCAAUGCAGCUUUCAAAUACUUGAGGCCAGCCUUCAAAAUCGUCCAGAGAAAUCGUAAGAACUUUUUCCCGUUGUUCAUAUCUUAAUCUUGAAUCAAGUCAUGCGCUGCGAGAAUUGUAGGGAAGCUAUGAUCUCAGAGGGGUGAUUUCAAAAGCGCUUGUCUACCAAUAGUUUCAGUUUAUCAAGUUAGCUCGAUCAUCUGUGCAGGGGUUUUCACCGAUGCCCCAAGUCGCCCUUUUACCGCAAAAUGGAUCUCAGCGAUACUACUAACUUUUUGCAAAUUUUACGUCGAAAUUUCAUAGCGUAUUCCUGAACUUCACUUUUGUAAUCAAUGGGGGUGUUGUCAUGUUUCCUCGUGUGAACCUGA